UUGUUUGUGUCAGUCAAUUAUCUUUUUCCUGUUAUUAUCACUCAAGUUACAUCACACAAUUUUCCUUUGCUUCCUUUUCACUGAAUGGCCUGAAUUUAUUGCCGUCAUGUCAUUGUCUCAAAAAGAAAAAAAGAAAAAAACUCUAGAAAGUCGUAUUUACAAGCUCUGCACUCAAUUUUGCUUUAUGGGUUUGCUUCAAAAUUUGUUAUUUUCUUUUAACUUCUCAGUUUUUAUUUGUUUAUUGUUAGUAUAAGCAAGAGAACAUGAAGUUUGUCAAGUGUUUCAGUUAGAGUGGUUUAAGGGGCAUUCUAAGCGUGUUUUGGUACUUGAGAAGGGUUUUAAUUUGUUCAGUUGGUGAAUGUAGAAAAAAGGUCCUAUGUUACAAAUAAAAGAGUGUUCUUAUUUUUCAAGUUAAGAGUGUCUUGGUCUUCAGUGAGUGACCAGUUUAAUAUUACUAUUGCAGCUUUUUUCAAGUGCUUUUAGGACUUGAAAGAGUUUUUGACUUGCUGUUAGUGCUUUCAGAAAGUUCCAAGUUGUUAAUUUUAUUUAAUUAUGAGUUCAAGUUUUCUGGUUUCAUUAUUAUUUUCUCAAUCUUGAUAAUUUGAAGCCCUUUCUAAGUGCAAAUACUUGAAAGUAGUGAUAAGUUGGUUCUUUUGGGUCUGCCUUUCCUAAUACAAGCCAUGGCAUCAGUUGUUUCAUUCCGAGUAUCACCUUAUUAUUUGUUAAAUUCAGAAAUUAAGCCUCGGUUGCAAGUGAGAGUUCAGAGUUUAGAUGGUAGUGAUUCGACAAUGCUGUCAUCUGGUUCAGUUGCGGUGAAUGGAACUUCUUUCAUUGGGAGAAUAGAGAACAACGGAGCACUUAAUGGUGGCAGUACCACUACAAAGAAAGAAGAGGGUAGAGUUUUGAUUGAUGGAGGAAAUGGGAGAUUAAAGUCUAGAGUUGAGAAAAAGCAGGUGAAAAAUGUUUCUCAAGAUUUUGAAGUUCUGUGGGAUGAUGGAUAUGGAACCAAGACAGCGAAGGAUUAUCUUGAAGGAGCCAAGGAGAUGAAUAGGUUUGAUGACGGACCACCUAGGUGGUUUAGCCCCAUUGAGAGUGGGCAACCUUUAAAAGAUUCUCCAACUCUUCUGUUUUUGCCUGGGCUUGAUGGUGUUGGCUUGGGACUUACUUUGCACCAUAAAGCUCUGGGAAAGGUAUUUGAAGUUUGGUGCCUUCAUAUUCCAGUCUACAACAGAACACCAUUUGAAGGACUGGUGAAAUUUGUUGAGGAAACAGUCAGGCUUGAGCAUGCCUUGUUCCCAGAUAAGCCGAUUUAUCUAGUCGGAGAUUCCUUUGGAGGAUGUCUAGCACUUGCUGUUGCUGCCCGUAAUCCCAAAAUUGACUUUGUAGUGAUACUAGCCAAUCCAGCUACAUCAUUCGGCAGAUCACAGCUGCAACCAUUGCUUCCUGUCUUGGAAGCAUUCCCUGAAGGAUUACAUAAUGCAGUUCCCUAUCUUCUUAGCUUUGUAAUGGGUAAUCCAUUGAAGAUGGCAAUGGUUGAUGUCGAAUAUAUACUUCCUCCUAGAUUAAAAAUCGAACAGCUGUCUGGGAAUCUUACUGCUUUGCUACCAUAUCUUUCUGGUUUGGCUGAUAUUAUUCCCAAGGAUACUCUUGUUUGGAAGUUAAAAUUACUAAAAUCAGCUGCUGCUUAUACCAAUUCCCGUCUUCAUGCUGUAAAAGCUGAAGUGCUAGUGCUUGCUAGUGGCGCAGAUUAUAUGCUUCCUAGUGCAGAUGAAGCUAAGCGCCAAAAUUCAUUACAGAAUUGUAUAGUUCGCCACUUCAAAGACAAUGGGCAUACACUUCUGCUGGAAGAUGGCAUUAAUUUGCUCACUAUUAUUAAAGGUACUGGCAAAUAUCGCUCAAGGAGAAUUGAUUUUGUCUCAGACUUUCUGCCACCUAGCAUGUCAGAAUUCAAGCGUGGCUUUUAUGAAAUAUCUGGGUUAUUACGCUUUGUUACAGGUGCUGCUUUGUUCUCAACUCUGGAUGACGGAAGGAUAGUGAGAGGUCUUGCUGGGGUUCCAAAUAAAGGUCCUGUUAUAUUAGUUGGUUACCAUAUGCUGAUGGGACUCGAACUUUAUUCCCUCUAUGAAGAGUUUCUGAGAGAGAAGAACAUUGCACUUCGUGGUUUAGCACAUCCAAUAAUAUCCAAUGGAAGGCUUGAAGAGUUAACUAAUGAAUUUUCUGUUUCUGAUUGGAUGCAAGUUAUGGGUGCUUUACCUGUUACACCAAGCAAUCUUUUCAAAUUGCUUUCUACAAAAUCACACGUGCUUCUUUAUCCUGGGGUGCAGGAGGCUCUGCAUUACAAGGGUGAACAGUAUAAGUUAUUUUGGCCUGAUCAACCAGAGUUUGUGAGAAUGGCUGCGAGGUUUGGAGCCACAAUUGUACCAUUUGGAUCUGUAGGAGAAGAUGAUAUAGCAGAAUUGGCUCUUGACUACAAUGAUCUAAUGAAAAUCCCUGUGCUUAAUGACUACAUAAGAGAGUCCACCCGCAGCGCUAUAAGAAUCAGGGAUCCGAGUCAAGGCGAAGUUGGCAACCAAGAACUGUUUAUCCCAGGGCUUUUGCCUAAGGUACCUGGCCGCUUUUACUUUCUGUUCGGGAAGCCCAUAGAAACAAAGGGGAAGGAAGAGCUGCUGAAAGACAAAGGUUAUGCAAAUGAACUUUAUUUGCAGGUAAAAUCUGAAGUUAAACGCAAUAUGGACUACUUGUUAAAGAAGAGAGAGACAGACCCUUAUAGGAGUAUUAUUGAUAGAACACUAUAUCGUGCAUUAUAUUCUCCUUUAAAUGAAGUUCCAGCAUUUGAUCCUUGAAAAUAGUUAGACAGUACAACAGUUGGUCUUAAAACUUCUACAACCAUCCCUUCACCUGAAAGUGAGUUCUGUACAAAUUCAAGUAUAUAUAAUGAAAACUAUGGUGGUUUUAUCAGGUUA
Ricinus communis (castor bean) is the source of this 2963-nucleotide messenger RNA. RefSeq names its product phytyl ester synthase 1, chloroplastic-like. Gene Ontology annotation, cellular component: membrane. NCBI's taxonomy places the organism in Eukaryota, Viridiplantae, Streptophyta, Magnoliopsida, Malpighiales, Euphorbiaceae. The record is from RefSeq and is a predicted model, not a curated record.